UCAAAUUUAACCGGGUUAGCAUAUCGGACCGCGUCGUGUACGGGACUCACGUACCUUUUAAAAAUUCCUCUUUUUCCAUCGUCUCUUUAACGUAAUUAAAUCCAAAAAUCGAUCUCCGAUUUUUCUGAAAUUAUUUCUUACCACUUAGAUCCAACCUUCAAUUCUUUCAAUUCGCGUCAUCCUCUUUCGAUUGGUACCUUUUUUAAUACCAGCCGUUAUUAUAAAAUUUUCUAGGGUUAGGGUUUCUCAUCUGGACCUCUAAUCUCUCGAUCCUUUAUGUUUUUUAAAUCGGUUUCGUCUUUACAGUAAUUUCCCCAUAAAAUUUAAGUCCAAUUUUGUUGAUUGUUGUAAUUACGUUUGGGUUUAGGAUUUCGAAGUCUUCGAUCUAUUUCCGGUUUGCUCGAAUCUGUUAAUAAGUUUAGGGGUUUUGCUCGUUUCAUUACUGGGUCUCUGUAUCUUCCCUGUUUUGCCCGUAAUUUUCCGGUUUUAUUGGUGAUCUCAAAAUCUAGGGUUAGGGUUUUUCCCAAUUUUUUUUGGACUCUCUAUUCGGUGAAAUUGAUUUAGGGGUUCGUCUCCACGCAUCAAUAAAUCAUCUUUGGUGCAUAAUAAGUGUCGUUUACGAUCAAUUUGCCCUAUUCUGCUUUGAAGUUUGAAUACAACUUAUUGUAAAGGCUUAAAUGGGAUUUAAACGGCCUUUUGAUGAUGAAGAGUUUCAGGAUCUUCCUUUUAAGCAGGCAAGACAGGUGGAAUGUUGCAAUAAGUUGACUCAAUUGUCAGAAACUGGUGCACAUUGUAAUGUGCCUAAGAAACCUGAUGUUGCAGAUGGCUAUGGGAGCAACUUUUUCAAAAUUCAGUGGCAUGAGACAUUUGAGAAUGACUUAAUUGAAGUUUCAAAUUUUGCUAAAGAUUCUGACUCCAGUGAUCCUUUGUCGUUAGUCACCAGCAGUUCCAGUGAUGAAGAUUUUGGGUCCUGGCCAGCAUCUUACUCUUCUCUUUCUUCUGAAUAUUUUGAGGCUGAGUUUCCACAGAAAACAUCCAUACAUCUGGCAGAUGUCUACUCAUCCUAUUUGGAUGAAUUUCCUAGGAAACAAGUUCCUCUUGGACCAAAUCACCAAGCCAGCAUUCCAUUGUGGGACAGGCAUAUGAAGAAGGAUAAGCUAGCAAACUCAUUCAAUACAAAUGGUUCCUCGUUGUCUGAAUCAGACCAUCACAUUUAUAAUGAUAAUGAAGAGAAGUUGGUGGGAACUUGUAUCAUUCCAAUGCCGGAUACAAAACCAUGUCUGUCCACUAGGUAUGAGGCUGCUUGUGGCAGAAUUGAUUGUGAGUGCCUGGAUGAAGGCUCUGUCAGAUGUGCGCGGCAGCACAUACUGGAAGCACGGGAAGAAUUAUUAAAAUCUACUGGGCAUGAAAAUUUUGUAAACUUGGGGUUUUAUGACAUGGGAGAGGAGGUGUCUUGUAAAUGGGCCAAGGAAGAGGAACGGGUUUUCCAUGAAGUUGUUUAUUCCAGGCCAGAGUCCUUGGGCCAGAAUUUUUGGAAGCACUUGGCACAAGUGUUUCCUGAUAGAACCACAAAGGAAAUUGUCAGCUAUUACUUCAAUGUCUUUAUGCUUCGGAAGCGAGCUGCUCAGAACAGAUCUAACCUGCUGGACAUUGACAGUGAUGACGAUGAAUUGCCUCGGAUCAAUAGAGGCUCCUAUAUUCAAGUUUUAGAAGAAGAUGCAGAUUCUGAUCUCGAGUCCCCUGUUGAUCAAUAUGAUCAUGCAGACAUGGGAGGCGAUAUUCUUGAAGAUGACAUCAAUGAUGACAGUGAUGAUGAUGCUGGUGGUGCUUCUGAUGAGGUGGGAGAUGGUAGUGGAGACACCACAGGAGAAGAUUCUGGGAUAGAUUAUGCCUCAGAAACACUUGAUAUGAACAGUAUAGAUCCUGCUAUUAAGCAUAUGGACGAUAAUGCUGGUCAAGAUGGGUUGGAUUUCAUUGUUCAAGAUGACUCUUGCAUGUCUUUUGAGUUCCAAGCUGAUAAAGUUGACUCUUGUGGUCCAGUUGAGACCAGGGGUGCUCUGCAUAUAAAUAGAAGUGACUAUAGCAAAUGCUUGCCCAGUAAAGUAGAUGGACGUGGUGAUGAUGUGGAUCAGGUAUACUUGUUGGACCUCUGUGAUGCUAAAGAUUGGGAUGCCCGUUACUUUAGUCCAAUCAGGGGUGUUGAUCUUCUUCCUACAAGUAACAUCAUUGAAGAGAUUUUUGGACAAGGAACCUGUGACAACCAGACAAGAGAUGCCAAUGGCAUCAGCUAGUGCCUCCCUCAGUUUCCUGGCAUUUUAGCGUACAAAAUGUGCAUUCACUGCAGAGACCAGGAUCCUGGUGUCUUUCUUUGUAAGAAUGUUUUUCAAGAUUCUUACUUUCUAGAAGGUAGGAGUUUUCCCCCAAAUAGGGUAUAAGAAGAAAUUCAAAAAAAAAGGAAAUUUUUUUUGUUUUUGGUCUUGCUUAAUGUACAUUCAUAGUCAACCUUUCUCAAUGGAAUCGUUGUGAUUAAUGGAUCACAUUAGUCAUUA
This is a messenger RNA of Populus trichocarpa (black cottonwood), 2549 nucleotides long. RefSeq lists its product as uncharacterized. The coding region runs from base 678 to 2291 and encodes 537 amino acids. The record is from RefSeq and is a predicted model, not a curated record. The transcript has 3 exons. NCBI's taxonomy places the organism in Eukaryota, Viridiplantae, Streptophyta, Magnoliopsida, Malpighiales, Salicaceae.